Leopardus geoffroyi (Geoffroy's cat) is the source of this 2022-nucleotide messenger RNA. RefSeq names its product ferredoxin 1 (gene FDX1). Gene Ontology annotation, molecular function: 2 iron, 2 sulfur cluster binding. Gene Ontology annotation, cellular component: mitochondrion. The transcript has 4 exons. Gene Ontology annotation, biological process: P450-containing electron transport chain; positive regulation of oxidoreductase activity. The coding region runs from base 241 to 801 and encodes 186 amino acids. Lineage: Eukaryota; Metazoa; Chordata; Mammalia; Carnivora; Felidae. The record is from RefSeq and is a predicted model, not a curated record.
GGGAACGGGCGGGGGUGGGGGGACGGGCCGCACUUGGGGAGCCGCAGGGUUUAUAGGUCACCAGGAAGGAGCGCAGCCCGCGGCCGCAGCUCGGAGCAGGCCCUCGCCCGGACCGCAAUCGCCGUGCUCCUCCCCGCGGCCCCCCCCCCGGCGUCUAGGCUCGCCCGCGCUCGCCGAGCCUCUCGCGGCCGCUGCCGUGCGGCCUCAGCGUCGCUUCCGGUAGUUACCCGACCGCCGGCCAUGGCCGCCGCGGGGGGCGCCCGGCUCCUGCGCGCCGCCUCCGUGGCCCUGGGCGGCGCGGCCUAUCGUUGGCUGCUCCACGCCAGACCCCGCGCGGGAGCCGGCUGCCUCGCGGAGCUCGGGGGGCCGGGCCGGGGCGGCGGCGCGGUGGCGCCCCGGACGCUGAGCGUGUCGGCGCCGGCGCGGAGCAGCUCAGAAGAUAAAAUAACAGUCCACUUUGUAAACCGUGAUGGGGAGACAUUGACAGCCAAAGGGAAAGUCGGUGACUCUCUACUAGAUGUUGUGGUUGAGAAUAACCUAGAUAUUGAUGGCUUUGGUGCAUGUGAAGGAACCUUGGCCUGCUCUACAUGUCACCUCAUCUUUGAAGACCACAUAUUUGAGAAGUUAGAUGCUGUCACUGAUGAGGAGAAUGACAUGCUCGAUCUGGCGUACGGGCUAACGGAUAGAUCUCGGUUGGGCUGCCAAAUCUGUUUGACAAAGUCUAUGGACAAUAUGACCGUUCGAGUACCUGACGUGGUGGCCGAUGCCAGGCAAUCCAUUGAUGUGGGCAAGAACUCCUAAGCUAGAAUAAAUUGGAAUAUUUUCACAAAAUUCUACCUAUUUUUAUAGUUAUUAUUUCUUAAUGUGAUGAAAUGAGAACAUGGGUGAAGGGGUUUAUUAGGAUGAUUAGCUUUACUACUUUAAUUGACCUUACAUAACUACUGCAUUUUGUAGUUCUAAAGGUAUGCAAUCCUUAUUUUGGUUAAAUUAUAAAAAAGCAAAUCAAAUAUUAGAAAAAUAGUUAAUAUCAUAAAACCUUACAUAUUUUACCUUAGGUUUGUUUAGCAACUUUAGCAACAUGUUUUCACAUAAAUUUUAUCCUUAAUUACCUGUAAGUUAGGUUAAAAAAAGAUAUUUUCCCUGUUAGAUGUGGGUAAAGACAGAGCCCCUAGAUGGCUUAUCUAGGGCCAUGGACCAAAUUAGAAGGUAUGUACUAGAACCCACAUCUUCUUACCCAACAUAUAUGUUCAGAUUGAAACUAGAGAAGUUAUGAAUAUCUUGUUUAUAUCAGUAAUUAAGUGGACAAAACUAAGCACUCCGUAAACUGCUUCAUUUCAAAGAUAACUAGUUAUUGCCCUCUAAAUAGUAUUUCAGAAUUUUUGAUUCAUUGAAAAGUAUCUGGACUUCCUCACAGCACGGUGCUGGUUUCUGAGAGCCGGUGCUGUAAGAGUGAGCUCCUGUGCCAGGUAGAUGCUGUAUCCUUUCAGUGACCCAGUUAUGGAAGUUACACAGCAUCAUGUCUGCCUGUUCUCUUCAUUAGAAAUGAGGCACUAAGUCAGGCCCAUCACUUGAAGGGAGGGGUGUCAGAGAAUUUGCAGACAUGCCUUAAAGCCACUACAAUAACCAUUAUUUUCAGGUUAGCUUACUGGCAGGCACAUUUUUGCCUAUGAAAAUUGUCUCUUUAACCAACAGCGUUCUAAACUUUUUUGAGAAGGGCUGGAUUCGUUCUUAUAUUGCAUUUUGAAAGAUUCUUGUGUCUUCUUUUUUAUGAUGGUUCAUUGGUUUUAUUCUAUAACUCCCACAGUUUUCUUCUUGACGUUCGGUUAAAAUCAGAGGGAAUAAUGGUGGGUUCUUUUUCAAUGUUGUAUAAUUUUAGUUUACAUUUUUCUGCAUUUUUCCAUCAAGAAAGGCAGCUUCCUUGGGUAUAAUAGUCUAUGUAACUGUUGGUUACAUGCUAAUACUUAAUAUUGUAUUUGCUUUUCACAAAUAAAACCAACCUAUAAUUAUGGAAGUAACUCAAAA